AUGCCUAAGAACGUGGCCACAUUGCCCGUGGACUCCAAUGUGAAGUCCAAAGAGGCAGAGGUCGGUGGAAACCUGGCUCAGAAGACAUAUUCGGAGAUGGCGGGAUCCGACUACAAAAAGAGACACUCGAUGUCGUCGCAGGCUGGAUCAAACAAGGAAGUUUUGGUGGCCUCAAACGCUCAGGGACUCAUGAAACUACCUGUGCCCAAUGACUUUGGUACUGUGGGGCCAGCACCGCUGGAGAUUACGGACCCUAAACAGUUUCGGACAGCACCAUCUAGGGACAUCAAUCUGCACGACACGAGUAUUGACAGAGACGCUUACGAGGCAAGGGAGCGGUCCAUCAAAAAGAUGGAAGAAGCUUUAGGAAGUGGCAAGUCUGAUAAUACGUAUCCGUGGAAAUCCAUCGGUGGGUUCUACGGUAGCGAUCGAGCACCAUCAAGCGUUGAUGGCGCCGCUGUAAAGGCUUACAUCACCGAAAAGUUCUACAACGACUUGUACUACAACAUGGCAGGAAUUCUGGGAACGUGCUAUUUCUCGUGGCUUUUGGCGUACUGGAGAUUUUCGUGGUUGUCAUUGUUUUUUGUCUUUUUCUGUGCUGGGUCAGUGUAUCGCACAGAGUUCCGUCGUUUCAAUCGGAACAUUCGCGACGAUCUUACCCGAAUUGUGGUGGAGGAGACUCUUUCCGACAGAAAGGAAUCGACGCUGUGGUUGAACUCAUUUUUGUCGAAAUUUUGGGUCAUCUACAUGCCUGUUCUAUCGCAGCAAGUCAAGGACAUCGCCAACCCUCAAUUGGCUGAUGUGGCCCCCGGAUAUGGUAUCGAUGCACUUUCUUUGGACGAGUUUACCCUGGGCACGAAGUCGCCCACCAUUGAUGGUAUAACCUCAUACACCAAGAGAGGCAAAGAUAUUGUGGAAAUGGACUGGGAAUUUUCUUUCACGCCAAAUGACGUGUCGAACAUGACGGCUAAAGAAGCCAAGGAGAAAAUCAACCCGAAAAUUGCACUGGGUGUGACUGUCGGCAAAGGCUUCGUUUCCAAAUCUUUGCCUGUCCUUGUUGAAGACAUCAACUGUAAGGGAAGAAUGCGUAUCACGAUCAAGUUGGGGCCAUCUUUUCCAAACAUCAAGAUUGUUUCCUUGUCUCUGAUGGAACCACCAUAUAUCGACUUUGCUUUGAAACCUGUUGGUGGGGACACUUUGGGUCUUGACAUCAUGUCUUUCUUGCCGGGCUUGAAGACGUUCGUGAAGACUAUGAUCAACUCGAAUGUGGGCCCAAUGCUAUACAACCCUCAUAAACUGGAUAUCGACGUGGAGGAAAUAGUGGCUGCGCAAGCUCAAGAUGCAAUCGGGGUUGUGGCAGUGACUGUUCACUCUGCUGAUGAUUUGAAGGGCUCUGAUUUUCUUGGCAACACUAUCGAUCCUUAUGUUACUCUUACAGCGGAAAACGGAAAUAUUGGCGAGACGACAAUCAGAACCUCAGUCAAAUCCGACAUCAAAUCACCUCGCUGGAACGAGACAAAAUACGUUUUGGUUAACAGUCUCGAUCAAAAAUUAUUUCUUAAAUGCUACGAUUUCAACGACGUUCGCAGAGAUACUUUGAUCGGAAAGACUGAAUACAACUUGAGUCAGCUGUUCCAAACAGCGGCCGUGACAGGACAGAAAGCAAAAUUGAUCUCGGGCGGUCGCACAAGGGGUACCCUUCAUUACGAUCUCCACUGGCUACCUGUUGUACAGCAGGACACCACCGCGACUAAAGAAGCAGGUCCUGGCCAGGUUAAUAAAGCAAAACAAGACGCUAAAAGAGAAGCGGACUCGAAGCAGGGAGAACAGGAGUAUGAAGAAGAGGACGAAGAUCAGGAUGAUCAGUCGGCUUCAGAUGUUGGUAUUUUGAAAGUCACUUUCCAUAAAGCCAGAUUCCUCAAAGCUCCGGGAUCUUCUUCAGGCGCUCUAAGUCCUUGUGCAGAGUUGUCGAUUGAUGGUAAGAUUGUGAAGAAGUACAGAACUUUGCAUCGCAUCAAUGAACCUUCUUGGGAAGAGGGCAUUGAAGUACUUGUUCCUUCCAAAAGAAAUUCUACCUUAUCUGUUAAAAUUUUCGACGUUAGUAUGACAGGAAAGGACCUUCUCUGUGAGUACUCUUCAUCAAUGGCCGAUAUUUUAAAUCUUGCCGAAAUUGGACAGAAAUCUCUGGAAGCGACACCCCAGGGUGAGUUAUUCUUCUCGGCUGUUUGGAAACCUAUUGCCAUGUCUGGAUCGUUCGCGCCAGUGAAUGCUGUUCGGGACCCGCUCGGAGUAGUUAGAGUGCACAUCAAGGAUGCAAUGGUUGAUGAAAAUUUAUCUGGCGUGGGCGAUAUUGAUCCAUACGUCACUGUAUCCUUGAAUAAUGAAGUGAAGUACGAGACACAGUACUUCUCUGAUAAUCGUGAACCUAAUUUCAACAGCGUGGUUUAUGUGCCAAUCACGUCAGAAAACCAGUCCAUUGUAUUGAGUGUUGUAGAUUAUCAGAAGGUUGGAAAGGACCGGCCUAUUGGCUCGUACAAAAUACCUGCUAAUAAGGUCAUGCAAAAGGACCCCGAAACUAAUCGCUACGUUCCUAUCAAGAAGCCGGAAACAACUCAGUGUAGGCUCAUGGGUAAGAACAUGAACUUAACGAAGAGUUUCAUAAAUGUAGAAUUGUCCUUUGUCCCUGUGGUCAAGGUGUACAGUCCAGAUGAGCUUGUUAAGGUAGAGCAGCUUGAGGCCAAGAUCAGGGAGCGCAAAGCCAAAUUCAUCAAAGAGCAAGAGAACCUAAAGAAGGAAAUGAAGGCUCACCCUGAUCAGUAUGAAAUCGUUAAGAUGGAUGUGGAAGACGAGAGUAGCGUCCAGCUAAAUGGAAAAGAAAAAUGGCCAGUUGAAAAACUUCUAAGCGUCAAUUCAGGCGUUCUAAACUAUCAAAUCUUAAGGGGCAAACUGUCAAAACAGUCAGCUCACCUGCAAGUUUUAUUUGACGAUAUAGCCACACCCGCUUCAACGUCGAUGAAGUCUAGAGGAGGGGAAGUUGUGCCAGAUAGUGGAUCCUGUUUCAUUCGCGAUUUGAAUCAUAGCCGAAUUACUUUGAGGCUCUCGAAAAACCACAAACCCAAAGACUUAGAUGAUGUUUUCGCUGAGCAAUCAUUUCCGGUCAAGGAACUAUUGGAAAAGGGAAUCAAAGGUCCUACUGUUGUUAAGGCUCAGGGCUCCGAAGUCGAGAUGCGCUUUUUGUACUCACCUGCCGAAGCUCCUCUGUCGCCCAAUGAGUCCAUUGAAGAUACCGGCAUUUUGAAGCUGAACAUUAUAUCUGCCAGUGACUUGCCUUCUCAUGACAGAAACAAUAAAUCUGAUCCUUUUGUGGAAAUAAAGGUGGACGGAAAGAGAGUAGAAAAGACGGAGGUUAUAAAGAAGAACUUGUCUCCCGUGUGGAACGCCAGAGUAGAGAUUCCUGUGCCUUCAAGGGCUAGAUGUGAUGUUCAAAUAGAGGUCUACGAUUGGGACAGAGCAGGGUCCAAUGACCUACUCUGUUCCACUUCUCUAGACGCCAAAAUGUUCGUUCCGGGCAAGACGCAUGACCUCGAACUGAAUCUGGAACCUCAAGGUGCGAUCAAGCUGAAGGCCACUUUCAUGCCCGAAUAUCUUUUCCCCCCAUUGGAUCCCGCGAAGGGUGGCCUAGCCAUCAAGCCGUUCAAAGCGCUUGGCGGUGUUGCGAGCAUGGGUGUAGGUGUGGCAGGAGCUGGUUUUGGAACAGCACAAGGGGUAGCGAGUGCGGGUCUCGGUGGCGUGCAAAAAGGAGGAAAAUUUUUGAAAGGCUUUGGAAGCAAAAAGUCCAAGAAAGAGCUCGAGGCUCGGAAAGCCUCACAUGAUGGUGGUGAGCGUCAAGACCCUAACGUGCGGAAAGCUCCUAAGCUAUCAAAUGAUUUUGACGUAACAAGACCCAACACAAGUUACGCGGAAGUGCCUAGUGGGGCAAAUGCUGGGCACGAUUCUGCGUCCAGCACACCAAAAAACGGCGAAGGGUCGAGCGUCGUUGGCGCACCCGGCCCGAUACACCAGCGCUCCUCUUCAACGGCCAGCAGCUUUGCACGUACCCUGGCUCCCAACGGUACUUACAGAGGUAAAGUCAUUGUUGUAGGAGCUCAAAACAUGGGGAAAGCUUCCUUGCAAUUGCGUAUUUCGCUGGCACAAGGUGGGCGUAUAAAGCACAUGUAUCGAACGGAAAGCCGGAAGACCAACUCGGAAGGGCGUGUGGAGUACAAUGAAUCUUGCGAGUUCAAGGCUUCUCCAGACGCUAAUUUAGUGUUUGGUGGGGUAUCCACGCAUCGCUUUGGCAAAGAUACAGAGUUGGGUGUGGCCCAAGUCAAUCUAGGCGAUGCUAGGAUACAGCAAGAGGGAAUAUUGUCGUUGAAGCUCGGUAAAGGGAGCUUACUACUGAGAAUAGAAUACGGUGACGACGAAGCUCCGCCGGUGCCAGCGAUUCCAUCCGAAUACAGAAGUCAAGAUUAA
Messenger RNA from Lachancea sp. 'fantastica', 4512 nucleotides. Lineage: Eukaryota; Fungi; Ascomycota; Saccharomycetes; Saccharomycetales; Saccharomycetaceae. The record is from the annotation of a GenBank genome assembly.